Molecule: messenger RNA, 1674 nt
Organism: Danio aesculapii
Lineage: Eukaryota; Metazoa; Chordata; Actinopteri; Cypriniformes; Danionidae
Source: RefSeq, a predicted model, not a curated record
AUGGAUGACCUUACCAUCACAACAACAACGGUCCCAGGGAGCAGUUGGAUCCUACAAGGACUUGAGAGACUCAUUGCCUGGGCUAGGAUGAGUUUUGAGCCCUCCAAGUCUAGGUCCAUGGUGCUAAAGAAGGGGAAAGUGGUUGACAAGUUCCAUUUUAUCAUCUCAGGAAGUGUCAUCCCAACCAUCACGGAGCAACCUGUCAAGAGUUUGGGCAAGCUCUUCGACUCCAGCCUAAAAGACUCUGCAGCCAUCCAGAAGUCCAAAAAUGAACUUGGAGCUUGGCUCACGAAGGUUGACAAAUCCGGCCUGCCUGGUAGGUUCAAAGCCUGGAUCUAUCAGCACUCAAUUCUGCCCCGAAUUUUGUGGCCUCUGCUGAUCUAUGCAGUCCCAAUGUCAACAGUUGAGUCCCUAGAACGGAAGAUAAGUGGCUUUCUCCGAAAAUGGUUGGGCCUUCCACGCAGCCUUACCAGUGCUGCACUGUACGGGACGAGUAACACCUUGCAGCUGCCAUUAAGUGGCCUCACGGAAGAAUUAAUGGUCGUACGCACCAGAGAAGCCCUACAGUAUAGGGACUCUAGAGACUGCAAGGUGUCAUCAGCCUGCAUUGAGGUUAGGACAGGCAGGAAAUGGAAUGCUGGGAAAGCAGUGGAGGUGGCAGAGUCACACCUGAGACAAAAGGCUCUGGUGGGCACUGUGGCGACAGGCAGAGUGGGCUUGGGCUAUUUUCCACAGACCUUAGUUAGCCAGGUCCACGGCAAGGAAAGACCCCACCUACUCCAGGAAGAGGUUCGAGCAAGUGUGGAGGAAGAGAGAGUCAGCAGAGGACUCCAGCAGCAGGGAACAUGGACUAGGUGGGAGAAUACAUUGCAACAUAGGAUCACCUGGGCGAACAUCUUGCAGGCGGAUUUUCAGCGAGUCCGUUUCCUGGUACAAGCUGUCUACGAUGUACUGCCAAGUCCAUCAAACCUCCGUGUGUGGGGAAAGAAUGAGACACCUUCCUGCCGUCUUUGCUCUGGAAGAGGCUCUUUAGAACACCUCCUCAGCAGCUGCCCCAAGGCUCUGGCUGAUGGUUGUUAUCGGUGGCGACAUGACCAGGUGCUUAAGGCAAUUGCUAAGAGCUUAGCCUCAGCCAUCAGCACCAGCAAGAAUCAUCAUGCUCCAAAGAAGGCAGUCCACUUCAUUAAAGCUGGAGAAAAACCCCGGGCCCUCCCACAAUUAACAACAGGCCUCCUUCACAAAGCCUUGGACUGGCAGCUGGAGGUUGACCUGGGAAAACAGCUAAGGUUUCCUCAUCACAUCGCAAAAACUCGUCUCCGCCCAGACAUAACAAUCAUCUCUGAAGCCUCAAGACAGCUUAUUAUUCUGGAGCUGACAGUGCCUUGGGAAGAGCGCAUUGAGGAAGCAAAUGAGAGGAAGCGUGCUAAGUACCAGGAAUUAGUGGAGGAGUGCAGGGAGAGAGGCUGGAGAACUUUCUAUGAGCCUAUAGAAAUAGGAUGUAGAGGCUUUGCGGGGCGUUCACUUUGCAAAGUCCUCAGUCGCUUGGGCAUUACAGGGGUGGCAAAGAAAAGGGCCAUUCGAUCCGCAAGUGAAGCCGCAGAGAAGGCCACAAGGUGGCUGUGGAUUAAGAGGGCAGAUCCGUGGACUGUUACUGGGACACAAGUCGGGACUUGA